AUGUGUAUGUCUGAGACAAAUAUAAAAUUUUCCAAAGAAUACGACACUAAAAAACGUGGUCGCAGUCCAAGUCCAAUCAGUGAUCGAGCACAACAAACUCGAAAUCAUCGAUCUAUUGGAGAAACAGAUAAAGAUCGAUCAAAGCCUUCGUUGUCUCAUCGCUCACAUUAUCAUUCAUCAGCGAAGUCACGAACGCGAUCAACAGCUCGUUCAAGAUCCCCAUCGCCUGAUUCCAGUUUAACGCGCAAACGAAAGAUUGAAAAUGAAACAACAAAACGUCCUGUAGAAAAACAACAAGAAAGUAAUGGCACUGCAGAAUUCAAAGUUCCUGCCGCUGUCAAACGUGUUCCAUUAUCAUUGGAAGAAAUGGUCGAACGUAAUCGAAAAGAACAAGAAGCAAUUGCAAAAGAUAAUUUUACACAGCACGCCGCUAAGCCAAAAUUUCUCACAAAAGAAGAACGACAAGCUGAAGCCAUGAAACGUCGUCAAGAGGAAGUUGACAAAAUUCGAAAACAUAAUGACGAUCUAAGACGAAAUAGUCAAAAUUUUAUCAAUAAAAUUGAAACUGAUCGACAUGAUGCUGAAAUACGACAGCGUGAUCGUGAAAGAGAACGUAAUGCUCAAAGGCAUCAAGAACGAGAAGGAGCUGAACCCGAUCGAGAAAGAAAUGACAGAGAUAAAGGACGUCGUGGAGGCGGAGGUGACAGUGACAAUCAUACGUCAUCAUCAAUGUCAUCGUCUACGUCUGUAAGUACAAAAGAAGUCGAUCGAAAUCGAGAAGAAGAAGCUGUAAAAGAACGGUAUUUAGGAAUAGUGAAAAAGAAACGAAAGAUUCGACGAUUGAAUGAUAGGAAAUUUGUGUUUGAUUGGGACGUUGCUGAAAAUACAGCAGUCGAUUAUAAUCCAAUUUAUAAAGAGAAACAUCAAAUGCAAUUUUUUGGUCGAGGACAAAUUGCCGGCAUCGAUAUUAAACAUCAAAAACGACAACAAUCAAUGUUUUACGGAGAACUAUUAAAUAUUAGACGAACACAAGCGGAAAAAGAUCGUGAAGUGUAA
Didymodactylos carnosus is the source of this 1056-nucleotide messenger RNA. Lineage: Eukaryota; Metazoa; Rotifera; Eurotatoria; Philodinida; Philodinidae. The record is from the annotation of a GenBank genome assembly.